UCACGUUACUGUUGCGUGUGAAGCCGUUGGCUUCGAACCGCCUGGCUCUGUAUCUAGCUAUUAUCUUUAAAAUGUUCAUUAGUUUCCUUGAGGUAUCAAUUUUGCAAUAUUUUGAAAUGUAUAACAUGAUUUAGCUUUAACACGGGGAUUACAGCGGAAACCAUCUAUCAAAAGAUUUCAGACAAAAUUGCGGAGUUCCUCCUCUGGACGGUGGAGCAAUGAGCUUCUGAAAGACACUAGAUCACAUGGCUCCUAUCCUGCGCUGACCCCAUGGUUUAACCACCAGGAUUAAAAAUGAGCAUUAGCAGUGAUGAGGUCAACUUCCUGGUGUACAGAUACCUGCAAGAGUCGGGCUUCUCCCACUCGGCGUUCACCUUUGGCAUAGAGAGCCACAUCAGCCAGUCCAACAUCAACGGAGCCCUGGUUCCCCCUGCUGCCCUCAUCUCCAUCAUCCAGAAGGGCCUGCAGUACGUGGAGGCAGAGGUCAGCAUCAACGAGGAUGGCACUCUUUUUGACGGGCGGCCCAUCGAGUCGCUGUCCCUGAUCGACGCGGUUAUGCCCGACGUGGUGCAGACGCGGCAGCAGGCCUACAGGGAAAAGCUGGCCCAGCAGCAGCAGGCGGGCAGCACCAGCGGCACCCAGGGCCUCCAGCCUGGCGGUGCCAAGAACGGAGAGGGGGGCACCGCUGCCAACGGCGAGGAAAACGGCGCCCAUGGCUUAGCCAACCACCAUGCAGAGAUGAUGGAGGUGGACCGGGAUGUGGAGAUCCCCCAGAACAAGGCCAUGGUGCUGAGGGGCCACGAGUCAGAGGUGUUCAUCUGUGCCUGGAACCCCGUCAAUGACCUGCUCGCCUCCGGGUCUGGGGACUCGACGGCGCGGAUCUGGAACCUGUGUGAGAAUGGCACGGGCAGCUCCACCCAGCUGGUGCUGAGACACUGUAUACGGGAGGGGGGCCAGGACGUACCCAGCAACAAAGACGUCACCUCACUGGACUGGAAUAGUGAGGGUACGCUGCUAGCCACAGGCUCGUACGACGGCUUUGCCAGAAUAUGGACUAAAGACGGUAACCUUGCCAGUACUUUGGGCCAGCACAAAGGUCCUAUAUUUGCCCUCAAAUGGAAUAAGAAAGGGAACUUCAUCCUCAGUGCAGGAGUAGAUAAGACCACCAUCAUUUGGGACGCUCACACAGGAGAGGCUAAACAGCAGUUUCCCUUCCACUCAGCGCCUGCCCUGGACGUGGACUGGCAGAGCAACAACACGUUUGCCUCCUGCAGCACGGACAUGUGCAUCCACGUAUGUAAGCUGGGCCAGGACCGGCCUGUCAAGACCUUCCAGGGACACACGAAUGAGGUGAACGCAAUCAAGUGGGAUCCCACGGGGAGUCUGCUGGCCUCCUGCUCUGACGACAUGACACUCAAGAUCUGGAGUAUGAAGCAGGACACGUGUGUCCACGACCUGCAGGCUCACAGUAAGGAGAUCUACACCAUCAAGUGGAGCCCUACGGGGCCCGGGACCAACAACCCCAACGCCAACCUGAUGCUGGCCAGCGCGUCGUUUGACUCGACGGUGCGUCUGUGGGACGUGGAGCGAGGCGUGUGUAUCCACACACUUACCCGCCACCAGGAGCCCGUCUACAGUGUGGCCUUCAGCCCCGACGGGCGCCAUCUGGCCAGCGGCUCCUUCGACAAGUGUGUCCACAUCUGGAACACACAGACGGGUGUGUUAGUCCACAGCUAUAGGGGAACGGGGGGCAUCUUCGAGGUGUGCUGGAACGCCACGGGGGACAAGGUGGGAGCCAGCGCGUCAGACGGUUCGGUUUGUGUAUUAGACCUGAGGAAAUGACGCUCGUUUGGGUAGCCAUGGACCGACUACGAAUGUGUACAUAGCCAAAAUGACUGUCCCUGCCUGUCGUCUACACUGCUGUAGUCCCAUCAGAAGCCAUGGCCUGCAAUCACAACAACCACCACCACAGACAAACAGAGCGCCCAACACCCACAUAAACACUUAAACUAACCCCCAGCGAAGGGGGUCUGGCCCCCCCUCAAGUCAGACUCACAGGAGAGAAAAAUGACUUUUACGUUCAGAGAAAAUAAUUCCAAAAGAUCUGCUAUCUGUUUACUUUUGUUUAUUUUGAUCCUUUAUACCAGACAUUAGAAAUAGCUAUUUUUCCUCACGUCGUUGGUGUGUGCAUAUUGUACAUGUCAGCAUGUUUUGUCGUCCUGUGGCCACUUUUUUUUGCCGUAGGUUUGUGUUACAUGUCGGGGAAAGAGAGAAGAGGUCAGUAGGAUUUUUGUUUAUUCUACAAUUUGGGGUUUGAAACUUUUUAUUGGGAGAAAUCCGUUCACUUUGGCACUGUAAAAAAAUGUAUGGCUCAAGAAAGCAUUGGACAACAAAUCUAUAUUUCAAAAGUUGAAAUGGGUUAAUUUGUUUUCAAUUGUAAUUUUGUUGCUUUUUUUUUUUUGUAUUUGUCGGAGGGCAGUUAGUGAGGAGGAAAGCCCAUUGCAUCAUUUUGCUUGUUUACCUUUAGAAAUUGUUUCAGGUGUGCAAAACUGUUAGAUCUCUGAACUAAAGAUCAUUACUGCAGCUACUACAAAACCCCAUCCUCUCAUAUUCCAACUACGUUACUUUAGGUUUGAGUGUUACGUAGGAGGAUAAGCUGAUCCUCGAUCUGUGCCUCCGUGGAGCUUUUAUCCAGAACGUAAGAAUGGCAGUGCUUUGGGUAGCUCAUGAAUCAAUGCGACACAGGACAACCCCCAUACAAACUCUGACGUCAAAGUUAGCCGGGAGUUUUCAGACCCGAAAGAUGAGAUUUGUCAAUGUUCCAAGACUACUUUUGGAGUCUUAAACUUCUGACCAGCUUAGAUUUUGGAGUGAACCAUUGUUUUAAGUGUUCUGUUUGAGGACGCACUGCUGUGUCUGCUCUUAGGUCAUUGUUUAAAAAUUGUGGAUGAUAUGAUUUUCUACCCAGCACCAACACUUGGAGACAGGCCUAUGCAUGGAUAGAUGGCGCUUUUUUUGUGGUGUUCAAAAGGUGAUGUUUUUUUAAGCAAAAGUCUUGUUUGUUUGGUUUCUAGGCAGGGGGAUGAGGUGAGAUGCGGACUUUGGAACAUAUUACUUGAUGAAACAUUCUAACUACAUAUAUAUAUAUAUAUAUGUAUAUGUGUGUAUAUAUAUGUAUAUGUAUAUGUGUGUGUAUAUAUAUGUAUAUAUAUAUAUAUAUAUGUGUGUAUAUAUAUAUAUGUGACAUCACAGGGGAUUCUUUUGUAUGCCACUUAUAUGCAAGGGUGGUUUAGAAACAUUCAGAGUAACUCAAAAACACGCUUGGAAAAUGGUAUUCUUAUGCAUCAUCUGGGUCUUUCACCAUGAGAAAUGGUUCUUUAUAAAAUACCAUUAAACGGUCAUAGGUAUAAAAGAGCAGCACUAAGAAUGGGUUUGUGUUAGUUAUUUUCUGCACUUAAUAAUAAUGCGAAACAGGGAAAUGUGUUCAAGCCAAGGUUUGGGUCAAUUCCAUUUUGAUUAAUUCUGGAAGUGAACUUCCAAUUCAAGAAUUGAAUAAAAUCUUUAUUGAAAAUGAAUGGCGCCUUUUUUCCAUUCUUGAAUUGGAAUUUGAGCUCAUUUCCUGAAUUUAAAUGGAGUUGACCACCAACCCUGGUUGGUACAUCCAGACGGAGGAUAAUGCUCUUAGUUUCAUUUCACUCCCCUAGCUGAACGUGUGCAGUUGAUCUGUGAAAAAGCGAGGGGGAAUAUUAGUGUCUAAACUGUUGACUUGCUGGGUACACAUUGGAUCCAGGCCAACUUCAUGGCAUUCCAACAUACCAUAUCUUAGCCCUAGCUAACAUCCUGUGGCUUUAAAACACCAAUGUUUUUCUUUCUUUUUUUUCCCCAAAAGCCUCCUUUGUGAUUUUUGUUCAGAAAGAAUGUCACUUGUUUUACAAACAUAUUUUGUACAGAAGCUAGCUAAGAGUAUUUUGAAGUUUGCUUUAAUAUAACCAACAGUGAGUGGAUUGUACCAUGAAGACUAUUAGGAAGUCCGACAGUGGAAUGGUAUUUUAUGUUUUGUUUUAAAAAAGAUAAUCUUUUUACACUGCAUUCAAGUGUUUACUAUUUCUUGUUCCUACCUAAAGUACUAAUUAUAUCUUUGCUAUGCCUAAAAAGCCCUUGAAGGUUUUGUACUCUUUGGAAAAACUUUUAUAAUUCUGAUUUAUUUGUAGCUAUGUAUGCAAAAAUGAACAAAAACAAUAAAUCAAAACUUUAAUGUGGACGUAUCAUAACACCCUGGACCAUGUAGAUAGAUACCAGUACGCAGAAUGUUUUGUUUCAUGUCGUCUUUGCCCUCACCCAUGUUAUCUGCUGUCACUCACACAGAUGCUGAGACUCUCUCUGCAACCUACGCAUCUGACUGUUGUAAUAUCAAUCAGAUCUUUGAAACGUCUAGAAUAAAAAAUCUAUUUUGAUAAUA
Molecule: messenger RNA, 4459 nt
Organism: Coregonus clupeaformis (lake whitefish)
Lineage: Eukaryota; Metazoa; Chordata; Actinopteri; Salmoniformes; Salmonidae
Product: F-box-like/WD repeat-containing protein TBL1XR1
Exons: 15
Coding region: 295-1842 (515 amino acids)
Biological process (GO): regulation of transcription by RNA polymerase II
Cellular component (GO): histone deacetylase complex
Molecular function (GO): protein binding; transcription corepressor activity
Source: RefSeq, a predicted model, not a curated record